ACAUCUAUGGCAGAAAUGUUGGUUGCAAGAUGGCAGCGGCUUUGCAGAUGUUUUUAUUCCUGUUUAAGUCGAAAUAUCGCCGAAAAUGUGUUUUUACGAGUGGAGUGUUUAGUAUGAUUGUAGUGUACUCAAGUGUAUUUAAUUUAGCUUCGAGUACAAACUGUACUGGUGCACAGUGUGUGAACGGGGAAUGUGUGAAUGGCACAGGUUGUGUUUGUUUUGAUGGGUGGCAAGGACCUUCCUGUCAAUUUUGUGGAGGAAAAGUGCGAUUACCAGACACAUCAGGUCAUAUACAUGAUGGUCAUGGAAAUUACUCAAUUGAUGUGAAAUGUAGUUGGCUUGUAGAUGCAGGUGGUAUACCCAAUACCACAAUCCGAUUGCAUCUCGAGGAGUUUGCCACUGAAUGCGGCUGGGAUCAUUUGUAUAUAUUUGAUGGCGACAGUGUCGAUGCGCCCUUGCUUGCUGUGUUCAGUGGUCUUAUGUACAAAGAUGGUUAUACCAUCAGAAAAAUUCCAGAAGUGGUAGCAAAGUCUGGUUCAGCUUUAUUGCAUUUUUACAGUGAUGUUGCGUACAACAUGACAGGAUUCAAUAUUUCCUAUAGAUUUAACUCCUGUCCUAGCAGAUCUUCUGCAGUGAAUUGCUCAGGACACGGUAUUUGUAUAGAUGGAGUGUGUACAUGUGAUGCAAGCUAUAUGGGUGAGGCAUGCCACAUAGAAGUUUGCCCAGGAAAUUGCGGGGACAAUGGGGAGUGCAACAUGGAGUCUCACCGUUGUGACUGUCACCGUGGCUUCAAGGGUGAUGACUGCAGUCAGUGGGAAGCAACAGGCUACUGGGAAGUAGUACAACCCAAAGAUUUUGUCCCUGUGGGUUCCGCCUCGCAUGGAGCAGUUGUUUGGAGAGAUUCAUUGUACAUAAUAGGUGGUGAAUCAUUUCAUCGUGCUGAAAUGAUAUACGUUUAUGACUUCAAUGGUAAUGUGUGGGAAACACAUCACAUGGACAGCAAGAAUGUUCCACAGCCACGUUACGGCCAUUCUGCUGUUCUUUUUGGGGAUAAAAUUUAUGUAUAUGGUGGUGUUGAAGAAAGUGGAACAAUUUCUGCAGAACUUUGGGCAUUUGAUGUAAAUGCCAAAACAUGGGAAAACAUAACAGUUCGUGCAGAGCACUGUAAUGCUACUGCUCCAAAUGGUUCUAUGCUGUGUGGUCCUCUCAGGUCCGCAGGCCAUACAGCUACCAUAGUGACAGGACGUGGUGGAAAGUCAGAGAGGAUGAUUGUUAUUUUUGGUUAUUCUCCUCAUUACGGGUACCUGAACACUGUCCAAGAAUACCAUUUUGGAACACGGGAGUGGAUUAUUGUUCGGACUUUUGGCUAUCCAGUAAAUGGAGGCUAUGGACACAGCAGUGCUCUAGAUCCCCUUACUAAUUACAUUUAUGUGUAUGGUGGUUUUGUGUCUGAAAGUUCAGCUCAAUCAGUUCUGACCAACCGAAUGUACUCAUACAAUCCAAACACCCAUAAAUGGUUACGACUGGCAGAUGCUCCAUCAGCUCGGUUCCUGCAUACUGCAACUUUCGUUUCUUCUGGCCUUAUGUUGGUGUUUGGUGGAAAUACUCACAACGAUACAGCUCAUAGUCAUGGUGCUCGUUGUUAUUCUGCUGACCUGCUUGUUUAUGAUGUUCUGUGUAACCAUUGGGAUAUCUCGGAUGCACCUCACCUACUGCGUGCAGAUCUUGCAAGAUUUGGGCAUUCUGCUGUCACAUUUGAGGGUGCACUCUAUCUGUAUGGUGGUUUUGAUGGACAGAUGCUCUCUGAUAUGAUGAGGUUUGUACCAGGAAAAUGUGAAAGUCUGACCAAUGACACUAUGUGCGAAUCAAUAAGGUUUGGAGUGAAAUGUUUGUGGAUACCCCAUGCAAACAAAUGUGUUUCUCUGUCUGCAGAUAAUUUAAUUAAUUUUAAAAAUUACAGUCUGUGCAAGGAAACUACCCAGAGUAGCUGCAGUGACUGUCAGGACUGUACCUCAUGCACAAAUACUUUUGGGUGUGAAUGGUCUAAUGAGAGUAGUUCAUGUUUACUUAGAGAUGCAGAUAGAAAAAUGCAGGUUUUACCAGCAGAUCGUUGUCCCAACCAUGAACUUGCAGAAUGUAAUCAGCUGCAUAACUGCCAGGCCUGCACUAGUAACACUCAUUGCCACUGGACUUACGAGGUGCCAUGCAAAGCAGUGGGAAAUGUUUCUGUUGUAGAACCACAGGAGUCUGUGCCAUGUGGAAGUGUCUGUGCCGAACUGACAUCCUGUUACAACUGCACUCAGGAAGAAUGCAUUUGGUGUCAGAAUGAGGGAAGAUGUGUUGAUAAAAAUGCCUACAGUGUGUCUUUUCCAUAUGGCCAAUGUCGUGAGUGGACAACACAGCAGAGUCGCUGUCGCUCACCAGUUGCUGGAAAAUCUUCUUGCAGCUUCUUCGCCACAUGUGCAGAUUGUCGAGAAGAUCCAGCUUGUGGAUGGUGUGAUGAUGGUUCAGGUACAGGUCUAGGGGUGUGCCUUCCUGGUGGAAAUCUGAGACCAGCACAAGACUUCCCUUGCCCUUCCAGCCUCUGGUACUUCACACAGUGCCCAACUUGUCAGUGUAAUGGCCAUAGCACCUGUGCAAAUGGAACAAGUCUUUGCAAUCAACCUUGUGCCAACCUUACACGUGGUCCCCACUGUGAGCAAUGUGUGCAUGGCUAUUAUGGAAAUCCAGUUAAUGGAGGAAAAUGCAGUCCCUGUGAAUGUAAUGAUCAGGGCACUGAAUGCCAUCCAGACACAGGAAAGUGUUUUUGCACAACAAAAGGCAUUGUCGGUGACCACUGUGAGCGGUGUGAUGCUCAGAAUCAUUACCUCGGAGAUCCCACAAAUAAAGGCUCUUGUUUCUAUGAGCUCACAAUAGACUAUCAGUUCACUUUUAAUUUAUCAAAGAAGGAUGAUCGCCAUUAUACACAGAUUAAUUUUAGAAAUAGUCCACCAAAGUCGGAUGUGGAUGCUGAAUUUAGUAUUACUUGUUCAGUUCUAGCGAAGAUGAACCUCACCAUGAAGACUGCUAACAACGUAGAAAAGCCAAUAUUGACCAAUCAUAAUUGUACAAGCUAUCGGUAUCGCUUCAACAAGGCUGAACAUAAUUUUGGCACUUUGGAUAAUGUUACAUUGACUACUUUCUAUGUUUAUGUGUAUGAUUUUCGGCCACCAUUAUGGAUUCAGAUCUCCUUCUCACAGUAUCCAAAGCUGAAUUUGCAACAGUUCUUCAUCACAUUUUCAACGUGUUUUUUACUCUUACUUCUUGUAGCUGCUAUUCUCUGGAAGAUCAAGCAGAAGUAUGAUAUGUACAGAAGAAGACAGAGAUUGUUUGUGGAGAUGGAACAAAUGGCAAGCCGUCCUUUCUCCCAAGUACUAGUUGAGAUAGAACAACGGGAGAAGUUGGAAGAUUCCUCAGAGUCAAUAUCCACACUUAGGAAAAAGAAAAAGGAUUCACCAAGUCCCAUAGCACUUGAGCCUUGUUGUGGAAACAGAGCAGCAGUUUUGUCCCUGCUGGUCAGGCUUCCAACAGGUGGCGAAAUGUAUACGCCUCCAGGGCAGUCAGCUGGAUUAGCAGUUGCAUCGGCCCUGGUGACUCUUGGAAACCCAAGGAAAGUGAGCAUAGAUCCCACAGGAAAAACUGAAGCAAAGGCAAAAUCUCGAAAAUCUCUUUCAAGUCAGCAUCCUGACAGCUGUAUAUAGCGUCAUAUCUUCAGCAGUCCCAAGUUGGCUAUUUCGUGAAGUUCUCAUUCAGCACUACUGUGUGCAGAGUGAGCAAGCUGUGAUAGUGUAGCAUGCCACAAGAUUCUUGCUGUGUCAUUAGUUUAGCUGAUCGUGUGAAUCAACAAACUGGUGUCUAAUCCAAAGGAUUUCUUCUGUUUUCUACAAGACAGUGUGCUAGGUAUUAAGUUUUUUAAGAAAAAAAGGAAUCUAGUCAAAAGACUAAUGUUAAGUGUUCACUUACCAUCCUAUGUGCUGGUGCAUCCCCUUUUUGCAAUCCUCUCUCCCGGUGUUAUCUAAUGGACUGAUUAGUAACUUAACGUAUUAUUAUUCUUAUAAUUAUUUGCAUUUCCUGCAAAGCAUAAGACUUCCAUUCUCUUAAGAGAAAGUGAUAUCUUUUUAUAUAAUCUAAAUGUGAAAUUAAAAUAGGGAUAUCGAACUUGAGUAAAGGUAGAUGAAAGAACAAAUUUCAGUAAGUCAAAAGACAAUUAUAAAUGUUGUCAACUGAAUACCUAUAGCUGCAGAGAUCAUUUCAGUAAUUAAUAAUGAAGAGGGAAGGUAAUUAUCCCUGGACAAGCUGGUCAGUAAUAAGAACAAAGUAUGGGCAUGAGACAUAGUGCAUAGUUUUGGUACAUGUGAUGACUGUCAGAGACAUUAAUACAGCACUCCAAAAAAUUAACUGAACUCUUCAGUACAUCAUUCUAGGAAUGACAAGAUUUGAGAGUGUGUUAAAGAGUACAACAAAAUUCCCACUCAGGGGGGAAGGUAGUGUAUAAUCAAAAAGAAAUAGGUCUAGGGAGAACAAUUUAAAAAGAAAUUAUGAAUAUUUUGUAUGUUAUACUGUGAGAAUGUGAUCUAUGAACAGUUAAAACAGGACAAAGACCAGAGGAAGGAUGUUGGACAGUUCUGAAUUUGUAGCUAGUCAUUUGUUGAAGAGAAACUGCCCAUAAGUAAUUUGAAAGAAUAUUGAAGUUGUGGACAUGGAAUACCAAACAAUCCUUGCACAUAUUAGGUGGUAAUAUUCUUUAGAUGAUACAGUUCUUGGUGAAGAGGAUGCUGAAACAGAAAUAUCACAUCUUCCGAAAUUCUUCUCAGACUUUUUGUAAAAUUUAACAUCAGUAACUGGGCAGGUGAAGGCUGUUAUAUAGCCUACUAUUAAAAAUGACAAAUUUCCUGUAAAACUUUCAUUAGCCAUAAUGAAAUUUGCAUUUCACUAAGUGUACACUUGCUUUUAAAGUGAUGUUAUUUGGUCACUUAUAAUAAGCAUACACAUUUAAAAUCUUAUGAAGUUAUGACUCACUUUGUGAUUGAUUCUGGCAUUAUUGAAAAUUUGCUUCAAAAUAAGCAGUCCAAGCUUGUAAAUUUCUGUUACUGUUUUUACUCAUGAUGAAAACCCCUUCAGUUAUGAUUCUGUGCUCUGACAUGGUAACAUACUUAUCUCCAGUAUAUAGACUCCAGUGAUGAAAUUAUCAUUUAGGGUGUAAGUUAACACUAAAAAGAUGUCCACAAGGAAGGGGAGCUGCCCACAGUCUUUGUUUUUACACUCCAUUCACUUGUGCAGUCCAGAUUACAACAACAUUCAAUUCUAAAUUUAACAUUGACAGUCACUGUUUACUUGUUUGAGGAUUACACAGAAUGCAGUUUCCACUGCUGGUCCUUCUUUUAUAUAAAAUUGCCCCCCUAUUAAUAUUAUAGUGACAGAGCACCACUGGUUUGAUUGUGUCAUGAUUGUUACAAAAGCAUAUUCCCUUGUCACAUUCAUCCACUAUAGAGUUUAAUUGGAUGUUGUAGUAAUGUGUGCCAUUUGAGAUAACAGGUGUCUUAGUGUAUAUCCUCCAGUGGUAUUCUUGUACAGUCUUCAGUUCCCUUGAACGCCUGCCAGAUUUAAAAUUUUACAAAUAGUGUGUGACCACAGUUUUCUCUAUAGUAAGUCUAGCAGCUGUUGUAAACUUCUUAUGUCUCUUUUAUAACUGAUGCGUGCAUUGUGGAACCAAGCAGGCUAAUGCUCUAAUGAAGCAGUUACAUGUGUGAGAGAUACACAAUUUGAUCUGUGAUGAGUACAGUAACAUAGACCAGACCUUUGCCCACUGCCCCCAAUAGCUGAUAAAAUUAAAAUGACUGAAACCAAUAGAAUUGGGAUAAUAUGCAAGGCAAUGUAAUAUCAUACACAUACUAUCCUACUAUGCCACAUUAGCCAGAAAGUUUUGAGGCCAUGGAAUAACUAAAUGAAGCUUUUGUCAGUAGUAAAUAGUAGCAUUCAAUAUUCCAGUAGUAGUAAGUACUCAGUUUGUGAGGUAAAUGUACCAAAUACCUUUUGUUGUGUCAGUCAUCAGGGCAAAUCUUCAACAAGUGAACAGGGUCUAUGAGUAAGUGCUUUAGGAUUAUGUCCUUUACAGAAGGUGCAGACUUGAGAUGCUGGUUGAAGUAGAGCCUGCAGUUAAAGGGGAAGUUUCUGUAUGGAAGUUGAAAUGUUGUUGAUUGUUAUGGCAGUUGUAAUGAUAUAUUGUAACAAAAAGUUACUCAAUUAAUAUUGCAUAUGAGUGCUGAUGUAUAGAGGCUCCAUACAUCAAGAGUCUUUUGGGGAACAUACCACUGUGACUAGAGUAUGUACACUCAGGCAUUUUUUCUCUAAAAAAUUAUUCACGUUAUUAUCCUCCAGGAUAUUGUGUCCCCAUAAAAACCUUGUGCUUACUUUCUCUGUCUUAUGUAAUGACGUGUCUCACUAUCAGAGCAAUGGUAUAAUUGGAUAUACGUAUGCAUUAUAUAUGCAUAUACUACAUAGCCACUUACUACUUCUCAUUGCCUGUCCCUGAUGGUAAACAUAUGUAUACUGGUGUUAAGGAAGCUUGCACCAUGAACAGCAGAUAGUUGUGUGCUCCUUAGAAGUUUACAAAAACGAGUGAAAUUUGGUAUUUGUUCUCCAAUCACAUACGUGCUCUUCAGUGCCAGAACUAUCAAUAUUUGUUGCUCUAUGUAAGGCGCUGGGGCUCGCUUUCAACUACUAAUGUCUUACAUAUCUUCUGAAGAUAUUUAACAAUAUUGUGAAAAGGAUAGUUGCUACUCACCAUAUAGCGGAGAUGUUGAGUCGCAGAUAGGCACAACAAAAAGACUCUUAAAAAAUGAGUUUUUGGCCAACAAGGCCUUCGUCAGAGAUAGAAAAAACACACACACACACACACACACACACACACACACACACACACACACACACACACACAUGGCCGCAGUCUGUGUGUGUGUGUGUGUGUGUGUGUGUGUGUGUGUGUGUGUGUGUGUGUGUGACGAAGGCCUUGUUGGCUGUAGCUCAUUUUCUGACAGUCUGUUUGUUGUGCCUGUCUGCGAAUCAGCAUUUCCACUGUAUGGUGAAUAGCAACUAUCCUUUUCAUAAUAUUGUUACAUUCCAACAUGGAUUUUCCAUUUCUGAAGAUAUUUCUUUCAUAUGUGAUUCACCAGACCUUAAGGGGAAAUUAAGUUUGUUAUCCUUAUGUCUGACACAUUUAUUUAAUUUCACCCUGUCCUCUUUCUCCUUUCACUGCUUUACCCCCAAAAUUUGUCUUUAACUGUGAUAAACUAAUUUUUAUUAUUUUACUUUUCUUUUUGUCUGUGCAUGUAAAUAUUUUUCUGUCUGUUGGUUUUAUGUUUUCAUUAUUUGUAAUAGCAUUUUUGUUAUGCAGGGUCUUGUUUUUCUUUUCCAUUUUAUUGUUUCUCUUUUGACUUUUUCCCUUGUCCUUGUCCUAGUGUUUGUCGGCAACAUAUUAUUGUAAAUGGAUAACUCUUAUUGGCUCCUAUGGUGCAUAAGUGUGGUUUCUGGCAUUUGUUCUUCAGAUGUUUCUGUUGUGUACUUAAUGUCCUAUAUUGAUGAAAUGCCUCAUUUUUGCUGCCUUCCCUCUUUUUCCAUGAUGGGAACUUUCCUUUAUACAACCUUUAGUAUUUACUUUGUAUAUUGUGACUACACAGCAUUAUCUACUGCAGUUAUGUACACAUUUGUAACUACCUUUAUUCAGUUUGAUACCUUUUCAUAUUGUUGUCACAAACUUUACAAUAUUUUUCAAAGCGGAGAGAGAUGAUAACAAAAUACUCAGUUUCAGAAAAUGAACUAAAGGAUCUGAAGUAACCAUUGAUGUAAUUAUUUAUCCUAUGAACUGUUUUUACUCUUGUAAAAAAUGAAAGUUUAUUAUUUGUACAGUCUUUUUUAAUAUAUUUUUGUAAUUUUCAAGUACACAUUUUUAUUUUUAUUUAAUGAUUUAUUUAUUUAUGAGCAUAUCAAAUGUUAUGGAAAUGGUCUUAAUGUGUUAAAUCAUAUACAUAUUCAUUAUUUGUUCCGUUUAAUAUUGUUGUCCUGUACAGUGCAUUUAAUAAGUCCAGUAUAAGGACUCAUUAUAUUGUUGUGAAAGCAGAAUUCUUUUCCUGGUACAUGCUUAUCACUAUUUUCUAGUUAAUAUUCAUAAUUUGACUAAGUUUUAUGUAUGUGGUAUUUUUUGCUGUUUUUAAUGCAUCAGACUCUGCAUUUGUUGGCAGUAUUCUGAUAACUUGUUUCAAAGGAACAACAGUUUGUUUAUGUUGGCACAAACAUUCCUUUGUACUCGCAGUACAUCCUUCCUAUGCAAUAAUUUGUUUUAGAAAUGAAGCCUUGUGUGUAAAUAAUGUUGGUUUAUAAAAUCAGCCAAUAUUAUUUGGUGGUGAUAUUUGUAUGUAAGCAUUUCACAUCCAAGGGACAUCAGACUAAAAUUAAUUUUAGUUGUCAUUCUCUUAAAUUCAGAGUAUUGUACAUUUUAGUCUUUUUUCUUCUUCCUUCUGGUUAGAAAUGUACCACUUUAAUUGCACUUUCAUGUGCUUGAACAGUAUUUGUUUAGCCCUAACAAAACUACAAAAAUGUAAAGUGCAUGUUGCCAAUCUGCAGGAAAUGUAAUGAAUGAAAUUGUGUUUUAUGAUAGUCUUUUGUAUGUCACAAACACAGUUCUCAGAUUUUAUGGACAGUACCAUGUGGUAGCCACAACAAUCAUAAUCUGUGAAAAUCAUCAUUACUGACCCUACGAACCAGGUAUUUUUGAAGCCCUGUGAAGUUGAAAUGGAAAGGCAAGGUGUAAUUACAGCCUGGAGCUGUCAUUCUGUUUGUGAAUCAUUUGCAGAAGGCAUCGUAGAAAUAGAACUGUCAGUGAACAAUGUGUAUAUGGCCAAAUCCCAUUUUUAAUCUGUCAUGAUUAAUCAAACCAGUGUUUAUUGCCCAUGAAGUAGUAAAUUUGAUUCUAAAAUUUUUGGAAUACACAUCAGUGUAAUAGAACAGUCAGGUAAUGUUUUCUUAAGGAAAGUGAAGACUGUAUGCAGACCAUAAAUUUACUUUUAGUUCUGUCACUGUUGUUAAGAGUUUAGCAGUUCACUGGUAAUUUGUAUCGAUAGAGAGGUCAUCUUUGUUAUAUUGAUUGUACAUAUCUGUUCAGUUUACUGACAAUCGAAAGCUUAAAAGAACAUUAUUCAAUAAAUAUUGCUCUUUGUUCACAUUCCACCACAGUUAGCUUGUCGUAACAUCAUUAUGUCGAUACACUUGUACACUCAGUCACAUCUGCAACACACACACACACACACACACACACACACACACACACACACACACACACACACACACUUUGAAAUUGAUUUGGUUUAGAAAAGUUUUCUAAUUUGGAUAAUGAAAAGCCUGUGGUUAACAAUAGUGUGUGAUUCAGCUGACAGACCAACAAUCAUUUUAAAGUAGUUGGACUGGUUUGUGGAUAGACACAAGUAAAUAUAACUUCUUCUAAAUUGUUUAACUCUUUAUUCAUGUGCUUGUACCUUAUAUGCAUCUGUCCACCAAUCAGAACUUCUCCUUGUUACUGUGUGGUAGUCUGUCCAGCCAGCCAUUAUUGAUUUAUGUUUGGGUAAGAGCCUUUGUGUCAGUCUAUGCUCUAUAGGCAAAACUGCACCAAAUUUAUUAUUAAAGAAGUGAUACAGUAGUCAAACAUAGUUUCCAAACAAAAACAUUUACACCAACAAAUCAUUCUACUGAAUAGGAAACAUUUACUAUCUACAUAAAUUUGGGAUGCACUUAGAAAAGUAGAGAAGUCUAAAAAGUGGGUGGUUGUGAAGGAAAGCUAUAAACAUAGAUUCAUUGAUAAGACUUUCUAAUGUGGUUAGAGAUUGGAUAAACAAUUGCCUUAUUCUUUAAUUAUGUUCUUUGAUGUGUUCAAAUGAGUUGUUGAUUCCAUAUUUGAACAAUAUUUCGAUGACCAAACCACUCCCUUUCUUCAGGAACAGCAAGCUGUGCAAUUAGUGUACUUGCUGCGUGCUCUCCAGGCAGACUGUGAAGUAUUGUUGGUGCCAUAUUUCCACUUACACCAGAGUUUGUCUCCCAGUACUGGCUACACCCUUUGAUGCUCAUUUACUUUUCUGAACCUGCAUAGUUAUUCCAUGAAAUACACAUUUUCUCAGUAUUUCCCAGCCCUGACAGAUGAGAAGGCCAGUGAUAUCUUACUAAAUAGAGUCUCAUAUCCCAAGCUUUAAGUGAAUUGGAACCUCCAUCCCAUUUUAUUAGAUUUACUUAAUCUUUAUUUUAAAACAUUCCUUACGCAUCUGCCCUGGACACUUUGCACUUUCAUCAUAAUACUGGGUACAUAAUAUUUCGUUUCAUGAUAAUAUUCAAGACAGUGCCAAAGCUGCAUUUUCCUUGUUGUUUUAGUAUAGUGUGUCAGUGAUGUUCCUUUCACAUCUCCUCAACUGUUUAAUAGUCUAAUCCAUAUAUAACCAGCCAUUUUACACACAUAUUUCAAAGUCCUAAAACAUCUUAAACAUUACUAAUAUGACUUUUAAUCUUUAUUGGUGUGAGUGUAAUACAUUUAAUGCCAUUUUUCUGUAGGAAUCAACCAGUCUUUCCUGAGACUGGGCCAGCAUAAGAUGAUUCUUAUCUUUUCUAUUUCUGUCCAACUGCGGUCUCAGACAGUGUUGAUUUUGACUGCAACACCCACUCCGUUUGUCAAUCUGUGUACCCAUAUAUGUGGAAAAUUGUUAGAAGGUGUUGUGGUUCUUUGGUGCAGCUCUCUUUGUCUGGUUGUGAUCGAACUAUAUAGACUAGAAUCUUUAGGACAGAAUUUCUUUAUGGCAGAUGAUAAUAACUGAACAUCAAACAGAGAAAACUUGAGUGAUGAUGUCUUUACUUGUAUAUUCUAUUGUAUUUUGGAGGAUUGUAAUUUUGUAGAUGGUACUUUCUGAUAAUUUUCAUCAUUAUUCAUUAUAUUACCUUGUCAUGUUACAGUCCUUGGGUCAUGAUACAAAUUUCAAAAGCUUCAGUGAUGGCUGAUAUGUAUUCCUUGAAAAUGCUGACUAUAUUGUGGCUGUGUUGUCUUCUCACUCUUCAUUUGUUCUCAGGUAUGGAAGAGACAACUAUAAAGAUUGUCAAUAGAAUGCAUAUUUGCGUUCAUUACACUAAAAAUGAGAGAGUAGUGGUGGUGAAAAACCACUUGGAGAUCUGAUUAUCAGAGUAAAUAGAUUUGAGCUUUCUCACUUUCCUCCACUUUUUCCAGUUAGGCCAGAAAUUUGACAUGGUGAAAAUGUCAGUUAUAAUUUUGAAAGAAAAAAAUUAAGAGUCACAUUUUUCAUGGAUAAAUUACAAGAAAUUGGUCUGAAAAUAGUGAAUGUAACUGUGUUGCUGCAGAUCACUGAUUAUCUAAUAGGAAUACCCCUAAUGAAAUUUCUGUCUUCAAGGGGAUCAAGAAAAUUAUAAGAUAGAUAUUUUUUAAAGGAAAAGGAAAAUUUUGUACUGCUGCAGCAGAAAGAAAUUAAUGAAGAGAUGCAAGACAGUUAUUAAACCUGAGGUGGCUGGUGGUGUUUUAAUAUUCUGAUUGCUUGUAGCAAUGUUAUUGGAAUGUGUGAAGAGAGCGAACAUUUUCAGUGUGUGAAGAGAGCGAACGUUUUCAAUUACCUUAUUAAUUUUGAUAACUAUUUUUUGUUUUCUAUAUAUUAUUGUACCUUAGUUGCAGUCCUAUCUUGCUACCAACUACAAUCCUCUCCCUCCCCCUCCCUCCUACAUGUGCGCGCGCGUGCACCCACACACACACACAUACACACACGCACACACAAAUGGUUGUUUUCCUCUCUUUUAUUUUCAUUGUUAUCUGCAAAUUAACUACCAACUGUAUUUUUGUGGUUAGUUGUAAUUGCCUGUCUGUUUUUCUCAUCAGUGCAUAUGUUAGGUAGCAAUUGCUGGUAACAAGAUGCACAGUUGUAAUUACUUUUCUGGUGGUUAGCAGUACCCUUUGCUUUGGCUCUUCACCCAGCAUCAUAUGAGAGUUCACAUUUCAGUUGAUGUUUGUCUUGUCUUCAAAGAGCUGUUAUUAUGGGUAUUGAUACUGCCAUUUUUCAAAGCAGUUUCUGGAUGUUUAUCAAGUGAAAUAAUUGAAGAGAGAGAAAAUGGAAACUAAACAACAGUGAAAUCCGAUUUUGUAUCUCAGCAGAGAUUUCAGUUUACAGAGAAUUUAACAUUUAAGCCUUGUUGAUAGUAUCCACAGUAUGGAAGACAAAUAAAUGCAAAGUUACUUGUAAGUGCCAUUAGACUAGUUGCUUAUGUUGUUCAUUGCAAAUUAUGAUAGAAAAUGCCAGUUGUACUCCAUUGAAGGACAAAAAGGCAUAUGGUGAUGUAGAACAUACAGCAUUUAUAUAAAAGACCUCAUGCCCCACAGGAAAUUAGAGAUAGUGUUAAAUUUCACUGUUAUAGAUAUAUGUGCAGGUGUAGCAGAAUGUUAAUCAUUGCAACUGCAAAAUUCUUCCUCCUCCAUCAUCAUUAGUUAAUUCUUGACUUCUGUAAACAUGUCACCUCCAGAAAGUAUAUCAAGUAUUUGGCAAAUUUUGAUAGUGAGAUGACCUCUUCAGAAGUACUUCUCUUUAUUUCCUCUUGGGUGGUUAUUAUGUGUAACAUAAAAGAGUGUGCAGUGAGUUAACUUACUGUGUAACAGUAAAAGUUUUCUAUCCACUCUGGUGCAUUACUCUGUUCUAAAUGCUCAAUAAGUCAUUUGAAGCCAUUGAGCUCACAUACACCCUUACAAAUCUUUGAUGAUGACGUCUUGUUUUCAGUUUUUCACCAAAUAUCAUAGUUGCCACAUAGGUCACAGAUUUCACUAAGCAAUUUACUUUAAAGUAAUGCUGAGUUAUUUGAAAGAAGGUAGAAAAAAUAAUGUUAAUAUCAUUUUAAUUGGGGCAGAGUAAGUGACAUUUCAUAAACAGGUUUAGUGUACCUGGAUUUUUGUACAUUAUUAAAAAUUUACAGGCUUUAGGCAUUUCCUGCAGAUUCUUCUUCAUUUUAGUCAGUUGUAUCAAACAUCAUUUUAAACAUCUAAGCACUAAUUUAAUAUGAGAACAGAAAAUUGAGGGAGUGGAAUGAGGGAACAAAAUAAUAAUAUAGUGGAGGUGCUCGCCUGCAUAGCAUUCAUUUAUUGCUGGAGUUGUUUAAGAGAAUAUUUUGCAGUGUAAAAAUUAUC
Messenger RNA from Schistocerca cancellata (South American locust), 13240 nucleotides. RefSeq names its product attractin (gene dsd). Gene Ontology annotation, molecular function: protein binding. Lineage: Eukaryota; Metazoa; Arthropoda; Insecta; Orthoptera; Acrididae. The transcript has 23 exons. Gene Ontology annotation, cellular component: Golgi apparatus. Bases 30 to 3740 code for a protein of 1236 amino acids. The record is from RefSeq and is a predicted model, not a curated record.